CUCUCAUGUAUUGCUCUUAGCUGAGGCAAAGCUGCGCGUGCGGCGCGUCAGAGCAAUAGACCAGCCUCUACCAGGGAGCAAGGAGGAAGGAGAACGCGUUUACUCUACGGCCUGCUAGGAACUGACUGAGUCGUUUUGAGCCCAGCCGGGCACCGUCUAGCGCUCUCUCUCUCCCGCCUCAGAGAGCGGCGCUAGUGGCGGCAUUUUCCAGCCUGCGAGGCUGCUGCCGCUGGGGCCUGGGCUGGCUCGCCGCAAUGGCCGAGCAGGGGUUGGAGCUGGCCUCUAUGAUACCAGCCCUCAGGGAGCUGGGCAGUGCCAGUCCAGAGGAAUAUAAUACUGUUGUGCAGAAGCCAAGACAAAUUCUCUGCCAGUUCAUUGGCAGAAUACUUACAGAUGUAGAUGUUGUUGCUUUGGAACUUGUCAAGAAAAUUGAUUCUCAGCCAAGUUCUGUGAUGCUCCUUGAUUUUAUUCAACACAUCAUGAAAUCUUCCCCCCUUAUGUUUGUAAAUGUGAGUGAAAAUCACCAGGACACUGAGUGCAGUUGCAUUGAAUUUAGUAAUUGGAUUAUAACAAGGCUUCUGCGAAUUGCUGCAGCUCCAAACUGUCAUGUGUUACACAGGAACAUCUGUGACGUCAUCUGCUCUCUCCUGUUUCUUUUUAAAGCGAAAAGCUGUACUGUUUUUGAGGUGCUGACAAAAGAUUUACUGCAACUUUUCCAAGAUCUAAUUUUCUUGCAUGAAAGAAAUAUACAGAGGCAGCUUCAGAGGAACUUCUUAGUCUGGCCAGUGGUGGUAAACAGAUUUUUAAGCAACACAAAUGAAAAUCUAGGUUAUUUAAGCUCAGCCACGUUACAGUUGAUGGGCAUGCAUGAUGUGGAAUGCUUGGAAAUUACAUUAAUGACAGUUCUGAUUGACAUUGUUUCUGAUGUGUUUUUUGCAAGAGAGGACCUUAUUCUGUGGGGGAUAGGUUGUUCACUGUUGGAGUAUGGUAGACCAAAAAUUAAAGCUUUAGCCUUGAACCUUUUAAUAAAAUUGAUCCAAUUAGGAGGGCCACCAGAACAGCCUGCCGGCAUUUUCUUCACAGUCUUUUUUGGAAUCUUACAAUCAGUACUCCAAAUGGAUGUUGAAAAAUUAGAACUCUUUGGAGAACCACUUUUACGCUUGGUGAGGACAUUAUUUCCUUUUGAAGCAGAUUCUUAUGUAAAUAUUGAACCUGUCUACCUAAAUAUGCUGUUAGAGAAGCUUCGAGCACUGUUUGAAGCCGAUGUGCUUAGACAUCUUAAGUCUGAAAAGUUGAAAGCUGCUUUGUGUCACAUACUUCAGUACUUUCUGAAGUUUGUUCCAGCUGGAUAUGAAUCUGCUUUACAAGUAAGAAAGGCCCAUAUCUGCACCAUUUGCAGAAUUUUUGUUGAUGUCAUUGGAAGUCAAGAAGAACAAGAGUAUCUGGUGAGUCCACUUUAUGCAGCAUUAAAAACAGAAGGUCUGGAAAUCAUUCAGGAGCUUCAGUGUCGGAACCAGCUGGAUACCUCUGAUACAGAUGGAUGGAGCAGCAGUAGUGAUGAAAUUCCAGAAAAAAAGCAACGACUAAGUCUAUCAAUAAAGCAUCCAAAGAAAUCAUCUGUGCCAGCAGCGCUUAGUCCCGUGAACAUGAAAAUAAAGAGCAUGCUGUGGAAUGCAAUAAACAAGAAAGCUGCCUCCUUAGUAUUUCUCCUGGAGCAAGAUGCUCUGACAUCAGACAUUCUUCCAAUUGUAGAAGGAAUUGCAGUAGUACUACGACUAGCUGCCCUGUGUACAGUUCAUUGUUCUCAAAAUUCUAACAGCAUGGAUCAUAAAGUUGCUCAGGGCUUAAGCAGUCAUAAACGUAAUGCUGCUUGGUCUUCAGAUUCUGAGGUGAAUGUACAACUGAUCUGGAUUUCUUCUGACUUUGUCAUGAGAGUAGUGACAGUUUGCAGGAACCUUCUAGAAUCUACUGCUCAGAAUGCUAACCUGGAGCCAGUGAUUGACAGAAUAGUGAAAAUCUUUGAUGCUUUAUUUUAUAUGCAAGGGAAGAACCAUCUGAAUGAUCAGAUUCUUGAAAAUGUAUGUGGAAUGUUAUCUCUGCCAUGGAUAUAUGGCCAUUCUGAUGACUCUUCUUUCAAGCUGUCUCCUUUCAGCUCAGAUCUUCUAGGUCUGAGCCAACAGAUUGCAAAUAGUUUCUCACCUCAAACUCAGUCACACUGUGUAUUCCUUCUGUCACUGUUCCCAAAAAACAUAUGUCUGGAUUGGAGAAAAUGUGUUUACCGUUGGGCACUACAGAGUCCCCAGGAAGUCAUCCGAGCAAGUUGUGUUAAAGGAUUCCCUGUCCUCCUGCACCAAUUAAGUGUGAAAUCCUACAGCAUAAUUCCCCAAACUUUCUUAGAUCAAAUCAAUGAUGAAUCUGAGUUAGUCAAGAAAGCUUGUGCCAGUAUUGCUGGGAAGUUAGCUUGCUGUCUUGCUGGAACAUUUAAUUUAACUCCUCAUUUAACAGAACCUGAUACUGAGCAUGUAACUUUUGAUAUUUUAUGUAGCAGUCUUACUGUGAUCUCUGCUCAUGAAAAUACAUGUUCAGUGAAAGCCUCAAUUUUCAAGCCAUUUUUUAAACUUCUUGAAAGCGAAGUACCUAGUUCAGUAAAGCUAGCGUUUAUAGAGAAUAUACCUCAUCUCUGCAAACAUCUGGACUUUAGAGAUGAUGAAUCGGAUGUAAAGAUUCUUGUUGGAGCUUUACUAAAUCUAAUGGAAGAUCCAGACAAAGAUGUAAGAGUGGCAUUCAGUGACAAUAUUAGGAACAUAUUGGCAUCCUUGGACUCCGAGGAAGGAUUCAUAAAAGAGCUUUUUGUUUCAAGAAUGAAAGAAGCCUAUACAAAUGCUAAAAUAUCUAGAAAUAAUGAGUUGAAGGAUACAUUAAUUCUAACAACAGGGGAUAUUGGAAGGGCAGCGAAAGGGGACUUGGUGCCAUUUGCGCUCUUGCAUUUGUUACAUUGUUUGUUGUCAAAGUCAUCAUCCGUGGCUGGAGCAGCAUAUACAGAAAUCAGAGCACUGGCUGCAGCCAAGUCUAUAAAACUGCAAGCCCUUUUCAGUCAGUACAAGAAGCCUAUCUGUCAGUUUCUAGUGGAAUCCCUGCACUCGAGCCAGAUGGCAGUACUUUCUAACACCCCAUGCCAGAGUAAUGAGCUACAAAAACAAGAGGCUGCUCAUCAGAGAAGGAUGGCCCUGGACAUGUUAUCUGAAAUUGCCAAUGUAUUUGAUUUCCCAGACCUCAACCGCUUUCUGUCUCGAACUCUGCAAGUUCUACUGCCUGACCUCGCUGCCAAGGCCAGUCCCGCAGCAUCUGCACUUAUUCGAACCAUAGCAAAACAGCUGAAUGUAAACCGAAGAGAAAUCCUAAUCAACAACUUCAAAUACAUCUUCUCCCACUUGGUCUGUUCCUGUUCUAAGGAUGAGCUAGAGCGAGCACUUCACUACCUCAAGAAUGAAACGGAAAUAGAACUGGGCAGCUUGUUGAGACAAGACUACCAGGGAUUGCAUAAUGAAUUAUUGCUACGUAUAGGAGAGCAUUAUCAGCAGGUCUUCAAUGGUUUGUCAAUAUUGGCUUCAUUUGCAUCAAAUGAUGAUCUAUAUCAGGGACCCAGAGACAUAACAUCACCUGAGCUAAUGGCUGAUUAUCUGCAACCUAAAUUGCUGGGUAUCUUGGCCUUCUUUAACAUGCAGUUACUGAGCUCCAGUGUUGGCAUUGAAGAUAAGAAAAUGGCCUUGAACAGUUUGAUGUCUUUAAUGAAGCUUAUGGGUUCCAAACAUAUCAGUUCAGUGAGAGUGAAGAUGAUGACUACACUGAGAACAGGCUUAAGAUACAAGGAUGACUUUCCAGAGUUAUGCUGCAGAUCGUGGGACUGUUUUGUUCGAUGCCUGGAUCAUGCUUACCUUGGCUCCCUACUCAGUCAUGUGAUAGUAGCUUUGUUGCCCCUCAUACAUGUCCAGCCAAAAGAAACUGCCGCAAUAUUUUAUUUUCUCAUAGUUGAGAACAGAGAUGCAGUACAAGACUUUCUUCACGAAAUAUAUUUUCUGCCUGACCAUCCUGAACUGAAAGAAAUUCAAAUAGUACUUCAGGAAUAUAGAAAGGAGUCCUCCAAAAGCACUGACCUGCAGACAACACUUCAGCUAUCCAUGAAAGCUAUUCAGCAUGAGAAUGUAGAUGUUCGUAUCCACGCACUGACCAGUCUGAAGGAAACCUUGUAUAGAAAUCAGGAAAAAUUGAUAAAAUAUGCAACAGACAGUGAAACUGUGGAGCCAGUCAUCUCCCAGUUGGUAACUGUGCUUUUAAUUGGCUGUCAGGAUGCAAACCCUCAUGCCCGACUGCUAUGUGGAGAAUGUUUAGGUGAGCUGGGAGCCAUAGAUCCAGGUAGACUGGACUUUUCAACAAGUGAAACCCAAGGAAACAAUUUUACAUUUGUGGCUGGAGUGGAGGAUCCAAAUUUUGGCCAUGGAUUAUUAAUGGAACUAACCAGAGCAUUCAUGGCUUAUGCUGAUAAUGUCCGUGCUCAAGAUUCUGCAGCGUAUGCCAUUCAGGAAUUACUAUCCAUCUAUGACUGUAGAGCGACAAACACUGACUGUCCAGGCUCCAGGCUUUGGAGGAGGUUUCCUGAGCAUGUUCAGGAAAUACUGGAGCCUCACUUAAAUACACGAUACAAGAGUUACCAGAAGGCUGUAAACUGGUCUAAGAUGAAGAAGCCAAUUUACUUAAGCAAAUUAGGCAACAAUUUUGCAGAAUGGUCAGCAACUUGGGCAGGUUAUCUUAUAACAAAGGUGCGACAUGAUCUUGCCAGCAAAGUUUUCAGCUGCUGCAGUAUUAUGAUGAAGAAUGACUUCAAAGUGACGAUCUACCUUCUUCCACACAUUCUUGUCUAUGUUUUAUUGGGAUGCAAUCAGGAGGACCAACAGGAGGUGUAUGCAGAGAUCAUGGCUGUUCUCAAACACGAUGACCUGUGUACUAGAAGACUGCAGGAUAGUGCAUCAGAUCUGAGUCAACUAAGUACACAGACAGUGUUUUCCAUGCUUGAUCAUCUAACACAGUGGGCGAGACAUAAAUUCCAGAUGCUUAUUGCUGAGAAAACUGUUAGUAAGUCAAGCAAAGACAGAGGGGAUCUGAAAGCUUCAAGUGAGGAUUAUGCAGAAUAUCAAAGUGUGACACGUUUUCUAGACCUCAUACCUCAGGAUACGUUGGCUGCUGCUUCCUUUCGCUCUAAAGCAUACACAAGGGCUGUAAUGCACUUUGAAUCAUUCAUCACAGAAAAGAAACAAAAUAUUCAGGAGCAUCUUGGAUUUUUGCAGAAAUUAUAUGCUGCUAUGCAUGAGCCAGAUGGAGUAGCUGGGGUCAGCGCAAUUCGGAAAGCAGAGCCAUCUCUCAAAGAACAAAUCCUUGAACACGAAAGCAUUGGUUUGCUGAGAGAUGCCACAGCUUGUUAUGACAGGGCUAUUCAGCUGGAAUCUGACCAGAUCAUUCAUUAUCAUGGUGUAGUGAAGUCCAUGUUAGGUCUUGGUCAGUUAUCUACUGUAAUCACUCAGGUGAAUGGAGUGCUUGCCAACAGGCCGGAGUGGACAUCUGAAUUGAAUACAUAUAGAGUGGAGGCAGCCUGGAAACUAACACACUGGGAUUUAUUGGAAAAUUAUUUGGCUGCAGAUGUGAAGUCCAGUACUUGGAGUGUCAGACUGGGACAAUUGUUAUUAUCAGCCAAAAAGAAAAACACAGCAGCUUUUUAUAAGACACUGAAAGUUGUUCGAGCAGAGCAGAUUGUACCCCUCUCAGCAGCAAGCUUUGAAAGAGGGUCCUAUCAGCGAGGAUAUGAACACAUUAUCAGGUUACAUAUGCUGUGUGAACUGGAACACAGUAUUAUACCACUGUUUCAGCAAAUGGAUGGUGACCAUGGUAAAGAUUCUCUGAACUGGAUUGCUCGUAUAGAAAUGACACAGAACUCCUAUAGAGCAAAAGAACCCAUCUUAGCACUCAGAAGGGCUUUGCUUAGCCUCAAUAAAAGACAGGAUUACAGUGAACUAGUUGGAGAAUGUUGGCUCCAGAGUGCCAGAGUUGCAAGAAAAGCUGGUCAUCACCAAACUGCAUACAAUGCUCUUCUGAAUGCUGGGGAAUCCACGCUAUCUGAACUAUAUAUAGAAAGAGCAAAGUGGCUGUGGUCCAAGGGUGAGGUGCACCAGGCUCUCAUUGUUCUUCAGAAGGGAGUUGAAUUAUGUUUUCCUGAGAAUAAAGCAGCAUCUGACACCAAAAGUCAGCUAAUCCAUGGUCGGGCUAUGUUGCUGGUUGGCAGAUUUAUGGAAGAAACUGCCAACUUUGAAAGUAAUGCAGUUAUGAAAAAAUACAAGGAUGUUACUUUUUUCUUGCCAGAAUGGGAGGAUGGACACUUUUACCUUGCUAAAUACUACGAUAAACUGAUGCCUAUGGUAACUGACAACAAGAUGGAAAAGCAGGGAGAUCUGAUUAGAUAUAUAGUUCAUCAUUUUGGAAGGUCUUUACAGUAUGGUAACCAAUUCAUCUAUCAGUCAAUGCCAAGAAUGUUAUCUCUGUGGCUUGACUUUGGAGCAAAAGCAUAUGAAUGUGAAAAAGUUGGUCGUCCUGAUCGUGUACAGAUGAGAAAUGAUUUAGCUAAAAUAAAUAAGGUGAUUACAGAUCACACAGAUCAGUUGGCACCUUAUCAAUUUUUGACAGCAUUCUCUCAAUUAAUCUCCCGAAUCUGCCACUCUCAUGAGGAAGUCUUUGUUGUUCUGAUGGAGAUUGUUGCCAAAGUGUUUCUAACCUAUCCUCAACAAGCAAUGUGGAUGGUGACAGCUGUAUCCAAGUCCUCUUACCCAAUGCGUGUGAACAGAUGCAAGGAAAUCCUAAACAAAGCUAUUCAUAUGAAGGCAUCUUUAGGAAAAUUUAUUGGAGAUGCAACACGUCUGACAGAUAAACUACUAGAGCUAUGCAACAAACCGGUUGAUGGGAACAACUCAACAUUAAGCAUGAGUGUUCAUUUCAAAACACUUAAAAAGCUAGUAGAAGAGCAGACAUUUAGUGAGAUCCUCAUUCCUUUACAGUCUGUAAUGAUACCCACUCUUCCAUCAAUUCCUGGCACACAUUCUAACCAUGACCCUUUUCCUGGACGCUGGGCCUACAUUGCGGGCUUUGAUGAUACGGUGGAAAUCCUUGCAUCUCUUCAAAAACCAAAAAAGAUUACUUUAAAAGGUUCAGAUGGAAAAGCCUAUAUUAUGAUGUGUAAACCAAAAGAUGACCUAAGAAAAGACUGCCGACUCAUGGAGUUUAAUUCCUUGAUUAAUAAGUGCUUAAGAAAGGAUGCCGAGUCACGUAGGCGAGAACUCCAUAUUCGAACCUAUGCAGUUAUUCCACUAAAUGAUGAAUGUGGGAUAAUUGAAUGGGUGAACAACACGGCUGGCCUAAGAAAUAUCCUGAUCAAACUGUACAAGGAGAAGGGAGUCUAUAUGACUGGAAAGGAGCUACGUCAACACAUGCUUCCAAAGUCAGCACCUUUAACUGAAAAGCUGAAAAUGUUCAAAGAAACUCUUCUGCCCCGACAUCCUCCUAUUUUUUAUGAAUGGUUUCUGAGAACAUUCCCUGAUCCUACUUUAUGGUACAGUAGCAGAUCAGCCUAUUGUCGUUCCACAGCAGUGAUGUCAAUGGUUGGUUACAUACUGGGUUUGGGAGACCGCCAUGGUGAAAAUAUUCUUUUUGAUUCUUUGACUGGUGAAUGUGUGCAUGUGGACUUCAACUGUUUGUUCAAUAAGGGGGAAACUUUUGAAGUUCCAGAAAUUGUACCUUUUCGCCUCACUCAUAAUAUGGUCAAUGGAAUGGGUCCAAUGGGGACAGAAGGUCUCUUCCGAAGAGCUUGUGAAGUCACAAUGAGGCUAAUGCGUGAUCAAAGAGAACCUCUAAUGAGUGUCUUGAAGACUUUUAUCCAUGAUCCCCUUGUAGAGUGGAGUAAACCAGUGAAAGGUCAUACAAAAGCACAGGUGAAUGAGACUGGUGAAGUUGUCAAUGAAAAGGCCAAGACUCAUGUCCUUGACAUAGAACAGCGGCUACAGGGUGUGAUUAAGACUAGGAACCGGGUAAAAGGAUUGCCCUUGUCUAUUGAAGGGCAUGUUCAUUACCUUAUUCAAGAAGCAAACGAUGAGAACCUGCUCUGCCAGAUGUACAUGGGCUGGGCCCCAUAUAUGUGAAAUACUGCCUUCAAAACUUAUGCUGCUGUAAUAUUUUUUUUAAAGAAAAUGUUGUUGAAUUCUUUUAGUCACUGUACUAUUUUCUAGAAUUACUACUUUUCUUGAUUUCUGAUUUUGUGCAUAUCUACAUUACAACUUAAUAUGCAGCCUAUGUAAUAUAUACUAUAUAGUUGUAGUACAUAUGCUGUGUAUAUUGUAUACAUAUAUAAAUACACUCAUUGCAUUGUAUGAGUUUGAAGAUACAUACAUUUAUACAUAGAUAUUUGUAUUUAUGGAGACUGUUUUAUAUAUACAGAAUACAAUACAUGAACUAUUAAACAGAAUAUACAGUCAUCUCAA
This is a messenger RNA of Chelonia mydas (Green sea turtle), 8573 nucleotides long. It is a transcript of the gene ATR, whose product is annotated as ATR serine/threonine kinase. Gene Ontology annotation, biological process: DNA damage checkpoint signaling; telomere maintenance; protein phosphorylation. The transcript is spliced from 47 exons. The coding region runs from base 255 to 8234 and encodes 2659 amino acids. Gene Ontology annotation, molecular function: protein serine/threonine kinase activity; protein binding. Gene Ontology annotation, cellular component: nucleus. The record is from RefSeq and is a predicted model, not a curated record. Lineage: Eukaryota; Metazoa; Chordata; Testudines; Cheloniidae.